UUAACUAUUGAAAUGCUCAGAGGGAACAUUGCAACCGAAGUUAGGUUUUGGUUUUGGUACUUUCGUGAAGUGAACCAAAUUUUCUUUGCUACUGUUAUCUUUCAUCUCACCACCAUGAGCAGAUCAGGGCAACCACCGGAUUUGAAGAAGUACAUGGACAAGAAGCUUCAGAUUAAACUGAAUGCUAAUCGCAUGAUCGUUGGUACUCUCCGUGGCUUUGAUCAGUUUAUGAAUUUAGUUGUUGACAACACCGUGGAAGUGAAUGGCAAUGAGAAAACUGACAUAGGGAUGGUGGUAAUCAGAGGAAAUAGUGUGGUCACUGUUGAGGCGCUUGAACCCGUGAACAGAACCUGAUCCCUGUUUCUUGUAAACAUUUAUAAGUACAUUUUCUGGUUUUAAUAGCUGUGUAUUUGAACAAUGUAGCGGUUGAGAUUAGCUUGUAAUUGGAGAUCUUAAGAGGGUCAUCUUGGCCACUAAUUCAGGGUUCGUUUCUGGCUAAAUUGUGUGGGUGACCUAUGAUUUUGUCUGUGACUUGACUCCAUUGAAAUGUUCGUAUCUAUCCCUCUUAGCGAAGUAUUCCUUGUCUUUUUAUAUUAUAUUUAACUCGGAAACCUCUGUAUUUCUUUC
Molecule: messenger RNA, 627 nt
Organism: Vigna radiata var. radiata (mung bean)
Lineage: Eukaryota; Viridiplantae; Streptophyta; Magnoliopsida; Fabales; Fabaceae
Product: probable small nuclear ribonucleoprotein G
Exons: 4
Coding region: 13-354 (113 amino acids)
Biological process (GO): spliceosomal snRNP assembly; mRNA splicing, via spliceosome
Cellular component (GO): U12-type spliceosomal complex; U1 snRNP; U4 snRNP
Molecular function (GO): RNA binding
Source: RefSeq, a predicted model, not a curated record